AUGACCUCCUGUAGCGAAAAUGGAACCAAAUGCUUCGUGGGUGUUUUCGACGGGCAUGGAGAUCAGGGAAAGCGCAUGUCCCAUUUUGCGAAGCAGGCUCUAAGCAAGAGCCUCUUCAGCAACACAGAUCUCCAUACUGAGCCUGUGGCAGCGAUACAGGCAGCAUUCCGGGACACCCAGGAGAAGAUUGAGAAAGAGCACCGCCAUCAAGCAGAGCUGUCUGGGACAACAGCCAUCACAGCCUACCAGCACCGCAACCGGUUGGUAGUUGCAAAUGUGGGUGACUCACGGGCGGUGCUGGGUCGAUGCAGCACGCCCGCUCGGCAGACAGUGUCUGCUGUGGAUCUCUCCAAUGACCAGAAGCCAGCCCGGCCGGACGAACGGCAGCGCAUCCUCGCUGCCGGAGGGACGGUAGAUCAAAUGGCCAUCCCAAUCGUCCAGCGCGGUGGGGUGAGAUGGAUACGUGCAGGUCCUGAAAGGGUCAUGGACAAGCAAGGCAUGGGAGGCUUGGCGAUGUCUCGCUCGCUGGGGGACUUGAGGCUCCAUCCUUACGUUAGCUCCCAACCGGAAGUCGUCGAGCGAAAGCUAGACAGCAGGGACAAGGUGCUUGUUCUUGCUUCUGAUGGUGUUUGGGAUCACGUGACUUCCCAAGAGGCCGUGGAGAUCGCCGGGAGGGUUGAUGAUCCCAAGGUGGCUGCGCGGGAAAUUACAGGAAUUGCUCGUCAGCGCUGGCAGAUCGCCACCGAUGGCCAGAUGUCAGACGACAUCACAGCCGUUGUAGUGCGCCUCAAUGCUGUCGAUGCAGCGCAAGCUGCCUCGCAGCCGGCUGCAAGCGGCCCUGUGCCCGCAAAAGAAAGCCAGACGGCACAGAUGCGGAGGACUAGUGUGCUCACCUCAUUGUUUGGAGGCGGUCCGCGACGAGGACCGCGUCUGGAGGUCAACGGUCGCCUCCCGGACUCCAACAAGAAGCCCUCCUCUCCGGCCUUCCCAGGGAUGCCACAGCAUGGCUUGAGGCUACCGGAGUGCGGCCCGCGAGUGCCUGGGGGCAAGACUCGCUCCAUCACAGCGUCAGGCCGCCGGUCCGAGCAGGCAGCCGGCCUGAGGGCAAGGCCCGUUUCAACCGGACAGGCCAUUGGCAACCCGCGGCUCGCACUGGAUUCGCUACCUCCUGCCGGACAUCGAAACGGUGCGCACGGUGUGCUCUGA
This is a messenger RNA of Symbiodinium natans, 1206 nucleotides long. Lineage: Eukaryota; Dinophyceae; Suessiales; Symbiodiniaceae. The record is from the annotation of a GenBank genome assembly.